AUGAAUCUCCCCGCGCUCCUCCGCGCCCUGCUCCUGCACACCCUCCUCACCACCACCCUCGCCGCCUCCCCCAUCCGCAGCAUCUUCCUCUUCAAAGACGUGCUCAAAUCCAACACGACCGCGCUCACCACCUCGGGCUUCAACACGUUCAUCAUCUUCGGCGUCGGCGUCCUCCCCAACGGCGACAUCAUGUACUACUCUAACACCCCGGGCAGCAGCGACGUGCUGCUCGCCUCGGGCGGCGCCUACGUCGGCGGCGACGCCCUCGCCGCCAAGGUCCAGUCCUUCAAAACGGCCAGCGGCACGCUUAUCAACCGCGUCGAGAUCUGCAUGAACGCGCAAAACAUCCGCCAGCUCAUGGCCAGCCCUGGCCCCGGCGCCACCACCCCGCUGUACCGCAACUUCGCGGCGCUGCGCGCGGCGUGGGGGCUGGAUGCGGUCAAUAAUGAUGAUGAGAGUAUUUAUGACUCGGCCAGCACCGUGGCGUUCGCCAGGAUGCUCGGGGCGAUUGGGUAUCGGUAUACCAUCGCGCCGUAUGAUGCGGGGCGGUUGGGUUUUUGGGCGGGGGUGGUCUCGGGGGUGAAUAGUGGGGAGAGUAAGGGGUUGCUGGAUCGGGUGUAUCUGCAGUUGUAUGAUGGCGGGGCGAGGAAUGUGCCGGCGAGCUGGCAGACGGCGCUGGGGAUGAAAGUGGUGCCGAUUUUGUGGGUGGUUAAUGACUCGAAGCCGCAGUUUGGGCAGAGUCCGGCGCAGGUGAGGAGUCGGCUGGCGCAGUGGAGUCGGGAGGCGCAGGUUGCGGGGGGUGGGCUGUGGAAUGAUUAUGAUAUUGAGAAGAUGGGUUUGGCGUCCGCGUCGUAUGCGGAGUAUGGGUAUGUGUUGAAGGAGGUGUUUUAUGACUAG
This is a messenger RNA of Chaetomium globosum CBS 148.51, 897 nucleotides long. RefSeq lists its product as uncharacterized. NCBI's taxonomy places the organism in Eukaryota, Fungi, Ascomycota, Sordariomycetes, Sordariales, Chaetomiaceae. The transcript has a single exon. The record is from RefSeq and is a predicted model, not a curated record. The coding region runs from base 1 to 897 and encodes 298 amino acids.